Messenger RNA from Paralichthys olivaceus (Japanese flounder), 3182 nucleotides. Lineage: Eukaryota; Metazoa; Chordata; Actinopteri; Pleuronectiformes; Paralichthyidae. The record is from RefSeq and is a predicted model, not a curated record.
UCUUAGGUUCUUCAUUUCUUCAUCCAAGCGACUCUUCAUGUUCAUCGAUCAUGUUCACUGCGAAGACAAUGACGCCUUUAAAAGCGUCCAAGCAGACUUCAGCCGCAGCGUCAAAGAUCAAGAAUAAGAUCCUCAACACGUCCUCCUUCUUCAAGGUUUCUUUGAAGACCAACAACAAGGCCUUAGCUCUGGCUCUGGAGGCCCAGAAGGAGCGGAGCAGGCAGCUGGAGAUGGAGAUCGUGUACCUGCAGAAACAAGUGGAGGCUCUGUGCUUCGAGCUGGCCACCAGGAAAUACAAGGACAGGAAACUGCUCCUCAUCUUGAAAAACCUUCAUACAAACACUCUGCAGCACUUCGACAUGGUGGCCGACCUUUUCUCAGACUGUGAUCUUCCCAAACUAUCUCAGGAUAAAAAAACUGUGUUCUGUAACAUCGAGGAAAAUCCUGCAGUGGAAAGUCGCACAGAUCAGUCUCCUCCUCGCCCGGAAAUCGCAAAAGAUUUGUUGUGUCCCAGUAAAAAUGUAACAACGAACCUGCCUGAAAAAAAUAUGGAAGAACAUCUCUUUGGUAAACCCAGAAAGUCCACAGAUGCUUACAAAGAUGCUGAGAAGAGGCGUGCGACUCAGCGUAUUCAAGCUGCCGCGGCAGGAGCCUCCCGUCCGUCCAGCAGCCUGCGGGCUGAAGUAGAAAGGCUGUCCAUGAUGUUCUCUCAGUCGGGCUCUGACAUGAAGUUGCUCCCCUGUUCUCAGAACAGUCAAACCUCGUCCUCGCGUCUCAGCACAUGUGAAGGAUCCAAACCAGCCUCCACUGACGCGCUCUCUGAACCAGAACUGGACCAGAGUAACAAACUAGAGAAAACGGUGCUUCUGGAUGCAUCCAUGGAGAUGACGCAAAGCGACAACCCUGAGAUAGUCGUCGUGGAAACCAAGGUCAAAAAAACAAAACCAGGCAGCUCCAGCAAACAGAAACGCAAGAAGAAUAAGGAAGACGCCUUCGGGUUGAGUGCGGCUGAAAACGCUCGAGAGAAGAACUCUGCAGAUUCUGGGAUGAGCGAUGUUCAGACUGCUCCCACUGACGCUGAGUUACAGACAGACGACCACGAACUAGAGGGAAUCAAACUUCAGAGUGAGUCGCCUAAAAAAACGAACAGCUCUCGUAUUCCCAAACUGGGCAAAUCUGAUCCGAUCAGCUGUCAGAAAAAGUCCAAAUUAAAAUCAUCACAAAACACCAAGUCCGGUGACAUUGUCUCUCUGGAGCUGGACGAUUAUUUCACAGACUCUCAAAACAAAGUGAGAAACAGUGUGAAAGUACACGCAGAGGAAGAUGCAGCAGAAAACGCAGGGUCCAAAAUCACAUGCAGGAGGACCAGGGGCAGGAAGGGGUCGUCAGCCAUCAAGAAAUCUUCCUCCACUUUGCCUGAACCGUCUCAUGUCCGUGAGACCGGCGUGUCUGACUCGGAACAGCUUCAUAAUAAACAGGAAGACGUUGUUGAGAGUUAUGAAGAGUUUUGUGUAGAUGACAUCAUACGUCCAGUGUCUGCAGGACGUCACAAAUCAAAAUGCAGAGGCACGUUUCUCGUCGCGGUGAUGUCACCAGAAGCCGCUGAACAGGACGUCAUGUCUCCUACUGGAUCCUUCACCCGUGAGGCAGAGAAAGUGUCCUCAGUCACACCUGCAGGCGUCGUUCUGCAACAUUCACAAUCAAUUCCACCCAAACACAGCGAUGAGGAGACGCCGAGCUCCUGUAAGCGUCCUUGGGUGGCCACUCAGGAUUCGGAGAGCCUUGGAGAGGACAUCAGCAGCGACGCCUACCACGAUGCACUGCUCCUGCACCAGGAGUUUCAGAAACCUAAAAAAGCCAGGAAAGAAGAGACGGGGCGAUCCGGCAAGAAGAAAACCACACAGAGGAAGGAGGGUGACGACCUUCUAAAUGAGAAGAGAAAGAAGAAGAAGAAAAGCAGCCGCAGCAACAAAGGAUUCAGAUCUGGAGAUGAAGCGUUCGGUUUUCUGCAGGACGUCACCGACGAGCCUGAAAGACACAAAGAACGAUUAGAUGUGCAAGAGGUGGACUCACGUUGGAACGUCAGCGAAGACGUUGACAUCUUCGAACAUUUCUGUGAUACGAGAGCCUCAGAGCCAAAGUCCACGGCGGAAACUAAACUAAAACUAAAAGAGCGCAGAGCGAAGCCCAAGCCGCAGACGCUCACAGGAACCAGAAAUCCAAGGGAGACGUUUGUCGUCUACAGGCGGAAAACUCGAGACAGCAAGACCACGUCGGAACUGUCCGACGCCAGCAGUCACGUGGCGGACGCCAACGAUGAGGCGGCAUGUCAGACUCUGGGAGACCUGCUGACGGACGAGGUGCCGCCGUGGUUGGAGAUGGACGUCAGCACCGCAAACACUGAGGGGGGGUCUUUCCUGGAUAGUCCGAAGAGGGAGACAUCAGGUGUGGGGGCUGCAGAGAUCGAGGAGUCCGCUGCUGUCAUAACCGAAGCUUCUCCAGCAGGAAGAGUCUUAACAUCACUGACUAACACCAUCAUGACCCCAGGCAGCGAAAGCGGAGGCAGAACCAGGAGACGUCACGGUGUCGUCAGUUACAAGGAGCCGUCCCUCAACAGCAAAAUUCGGCGUGGAGAUAAAUUCACCGACAGCAAGUUCCUGAGCUCUCCGGUGUUUAGAGAUGGAAAGAAGAAGAAGCAGAAGAAGACUGCAGCAAAGCCAGUGUUAGACAGAUCCAUUUUGGAUGAAUGAUUAUUUCAUUUGUCUCAUCUGGUUUAUUUUAUUUAAUAGUUUCUUUUCUUUUGAGAAUUCUGAAGGAGUUUUUUUUUAAAUCAGGUUUCCUGGCAGCUGAACCUGAUCUGUAUCUCCACUUGCUCUCCAGCGUUGCGUGCUUGUUAGUGGGUCAGAGAGAUUGACAGUAGGUUGCUCAUGAAUGAUUCAGCUGAGAAAUCGGAGCCACGUUCCUGUAAAAGGCUCCGGUUCCUCAGAAACGUUCCCAGAUUCGCUUCUGCACGACCGCGGCAUGUGCAGGGUUUUGUGUCGUCACGUGAGCUGAGGUAUUGUUGUGCGUUGGUCGUGCAGGACUGUGUGGUGAGUACACACUGUUAGAUUUACAGGACUUCUUUUGUAUUUUCAUUUAAAGUUGUUUUCUUUGUCUUUUUAUUAAAGUUGUUCUUGCACAGA